This is a messenger RNA of Ostertagia ostertagi, 402 nucleotides long. Lineage: Eukaryota; Metazoa; Nematoda; Chromadorea; Rhabditida; Trichostrongylidae. The record is from the annotation of a GenBank genome assembly.
AAAAAUGGAAAAUGGGUUGCAAGAAGAGCAAGGGGCUCAGCAGAAUUUCGAGGCACCCUUCGCUACUGCUCACCAAAUGUUCAUGAGAAAAAGGAACAGGGCCGUCGCGAUGACUUGUGGUCACUUUUCUACGUACUCAUUGAGUUACACUGCGGACUCCCAUGGCAGACCAUUCGCGAUAAGGCCAAGGUGGAGACUAUGAAAAUGAAUAUCUCCGAUAAGCAUUUAGUUCAAAAUUUUCCUCCAGAGCUGCGUGAUAUUGUUCCAUAUUUAAGAACACUCGAUUGUUAUCAAAGACCAAAUUAUAGCAUGUUUUAUGACGCACUGGUAGCACUCAUGAAGCGAAUCGGCACAAAACCAUCGGACCCGUAUGACGGGAGACUAAAAACCAAUUGCACAAUG